CCGAGCACACAAGUGGCGCCAAUAAUCCUUCCCUUUUCCCCAAAUCCGUCAGAGGAGUCCCGUUCAGAACCCUAAUUUCAACUUCAACCGCCACAGCCACAAGUUCAAAACCCAUCCCCUUCCUUUACCAACACUUCGUUAUCUGAUACUACUACAAGUCAAGUCAUGUUGAUUGUUGAUGCAUAUCUUCAUCUUAUCCGCAAUUAAAAUCUCUUCUUUAUAUCUUCUGCAAUCACCUUCCCAAUAUAGAAUUGAAUAAUAUGAAUACACACUUGAAUCAACAGAUGACACGUUAUACCUCGUCGUGACCGCUACUCUACUCUUAUCUUCAUCAUCCUAUCGUCCUCUUACCAACGUUUAUGGCCGCGUACAGUCGAUUCCAUUCAAUUUAAUCCGCCAUCAGUCUCCUACCAGCUUGUGUGCUUUCACACUUCUCAACUUUUUUUGAAUUUGAAUUUGAAUUUUCGCGUUUUCUAUAUUGGAUUUUUCGUGGACCAUGGUUUCAUUUUUCUGACGAUCUGGGGAGUAAUUUACUUCACCAGUCGCCACGAGAUGAGAUUCUAGAAAAUCGUGGUGGUUCUAGGUCAGCUAUCCAUGAUUAAUUGCUGUGCAUUCGAUAUCAUUUCUGUCAGUUGCGACAGACUUCGAUUUAGAAAAGAUUCAAAUCUGGAUUAUUUGGGCUGUUAAUAGAACACGUAUCGCUAUAAAGUAUUGUGCUCAGAGGAUGGAUCAUAUAAGUAAUGAGGCCAAUGUUGAUGCGUUCUCAAUCGGACCUUCAACAACCCUUGGCCGGACUAUUGCUUUCAAAGUUCUAUUCUUCAAGUCAAUCUCACACUUGAGGCAUCAUCUCUCUCAUCUGCUGCUUCAUUACUUUCGUUGCAUCAGGGCAUAUGUUUCUUCCACCGUUAUCCCUGUGAUCUCAUGGUUCCAUCCACGCAACCCGCAAGGGAUACUACUGAUGGUAACACUAAUGGCAUUCUUACUUAAACGGUGCACUAAUGUCAAAACAAGGGCUGAGAUUGCAUACAGGAGGAAAUUCUGGAGGAACAUGAUGAGGGCUGCAGUAACAUAUGAAGAAUGGGCUCAUGCUGCUAAGAUGCUGGAUAAAGAAACUCCUAGAACAAACGAAUGCAAUCUUUAUGAUGAAGAACUUGUGAGGAACAAACUUCAAGAACUCAAGCACCGCCGUGAAGAGGGUUGUCUUAGAGAUAUUGUAUUUUAUAUGCGAGCUGACCUUGUCAGAAACCUUGGUAACAUGUGCAAUCCAGAGCUUCACAAGUGUAGACAUCAAGUUCCAAAGCUUAUAAAAGAAUACAUCGAUGAAGUCUCGACACAAUUGAGAAUGGUUUGUGAUUCUGAUUGUGAGGAGAUUCUUUUGGAGGAGAAACUUGCUUUCAUGCAUGAAACACGUCAUGCUUUUGGAAGAACAGCUUUGCUUCUGAGUGGAGGUGCUUCUCUCGGAGCUUUUCAUGUUGGUGUAGUGAAAACAUUAGUAGAACACAAGCUUUUACCCAGAAUAAUUGCAGGGUCUAGUGUUGGAUCCCUUAUAUGUGCUGUUGUCGCCACCAGAUCCUGGCCAGAGCUUCAGAGUUUCUUUGAAGAUUCACUGCAUUCGUUGCAGUUUUUGGACCAAAUGGGUGGAAUUUUUAAUAUUUUUAAAAGGGUUAUGACAAUGGGAGCAGUUCAUGACAUUAGACGAUUACAAGUUCUAUUAAGAAACUUGACAAAUAAUCUUACAUUUCAAGAAGCUUAUGACAUGACAGGUCGUGUUCUUGGAAUAACAGUAUGUUCUCCAAGAAAACAUGAACCUCCAAGAUGUCUUAACUACCUGACUUCACCUCAUGUAGUUAUAUGGAGUGCAGUUACUGCGUCUUGUGCUUUUCCUGGUCUCUUUGAAGCUCAAGAACUCAUGGCAAAAGAUAGAAGUGGAGAAAUUGUUCCUUAUCACCCCCCAUUUCAUUGGGGCCCUGAAGAAGCUAAUGCCAGUACUACUCGCAGAUGGAGAGAUGGUAGCUUGGAGAUGGAUUUACCCAUGAUCCAGUUAAAAGAACUCUUCAAUGUAAAUCAUUUCAUUGUUAGUCAAGCGAAUCCUCAUAUUUCUCCCCUGUUGAGACUGAAAGAAUGUGUGCGAGCUUAUGGAGGCAACUUUGCUGCAAAGCUUGCUCAUCUAGUCGAAAUGGAGGUGAAAUACAGAUGCAACCAAGUCUUGGAACUUGGUUUUCCCUUAGGAGGACUUGCAAAGCUAUUUGCUCAAGAAUGGGAGGGUGACGUCACCAUUGUUAUGCCUGCCACCUUAGCUCAGUACUCAAAGAUCAUACAAAACCUUUCUCACUUGGAGCUUCAGAAAGCUGCAAACCAAGGAAGAAGAUGCACAUGGGAGAAGCUUUCAGCCAUUAAAGCCAAUUGUGGUAUCGAGCUUGUUCUUGAUGAAUGUGUUGCCAUUCUAAACCACAUGCGUAGACUUAAAAGAAGUGCAGAAAGAGCAGCUUCAGCUUCUCAUCCCCGGUUUAAUGCAUCAAAAAGAAUCCCUUCAUGGAGUUGCAUGGCACGUGAGAACUCAACAGGAUCACUAGAAGACCUUGCAGACAUUGUUUCCCCUCUCCCCCAUGGCGGCAGGAACUGGCGGCACCAUGACGGAAGUGACAGCGAAUCAGAGACUGCAGAGUUGAAUACUUGGACAAGAUCCGGUGGACCCUUGAUGAGGACAGCUUCAGCUGAUCAGUUUGUUGAUUUUGUCCAGAACUUGGAUUUUGAUUCCAGAGUGAAGAACUUGAGGGUGAUUCCGCCGGAAUUGGAAUCGGAUCAGAGGGAUAUGAAUAGCAGAGUUCAUAGAAGCAUCAUGGUGGCUGAAGGUGAUCUUUUGCAGCCGGAGAUGAUGUGUAAUGGGAUUGUGUUUAAUGUUGUGAAGAAAGGGGAGUUGACACCAUCGAAUAGGAGUCAUCAGGAUUCUGAAAAUAACAACUUGCUUUCUGACUCGGUUGCUGAGUGUGUGCAAAUGCAACCUGAUUCUCCAGAGAAGGAGAUGAUGGACGAUAGCUCUGCUUCUGAAUGUGGUGAUACUGAAUCUGAUAUCUGUAAUGAUGCUAUUAAAGACUGUCAACACGUGUAGUUUUUUAUUAAAUUUAGUGGGGAUAUGCUAUUGCUAAUUUGGUUAA
Messenger RNA from Lactuca sativa (garden lettuce), 3155 nucleotides. It is a transcript of the gene SDP1-LIKE, whose product is annotated as sugar-dependent 1-like protein. Gene Ontology annotation, biological process: lipid metabolic process. Gene Ontology annotation, molecular function: triacylglycerol lipase activity. Lineage: Eukaryota; Viridiplantae; Streptophyta; Magnoliopsida; Asterales; Asteraceae. The record is from RefSeq and is a predicted model, not a curated record.